Molecule: messenger RNA, 1161 nt
Organism: Penicillium waksmanii
Lineage: Eukaryota; Fungi; Ascomycota; Eurotiomycetes; Eurotiales; Aspergillaceae
Exons: 3
Coding region: 1-1161 (386 amino acids)
Source: RefSeq, a predicted model, not a curated record
AUGCCUAAGAAGGGUGGCAAGAAGAAGAACAAGGGUGGCGCCAAGGCCCCCGUCGCCGCCGCCGUCGACAAGGUCGCCGAUACUGCGAAGAAUAUUGUUCAUCCCGGCCACGAGUCCGAGAACGCCGAGACCAACACCGCACAGACUGAUGCGCCUACCACCGUGUCGCAGCCUGACGCUGCCGCCGAUGUGAAGAAGACUGAUGCUGUUGCCGACGCUGCCACGCCCGCCGCCACCACCACCAACGCCACUGAAUCCGAAUCCAACAAGAUCGAGGAGAAGGUUGCGCCCGCUGUCGCAGGGAAGGUCGAGGAGCCCAAGGCCGAAGCCGAGGAGAAGGCUGUCCUCCCCGGGAGCACUGUCAAGGAGACCUCCCAUGGCGCAGACAUCUAUCCUUCCACCAGCGAAGCCGCCGCCGAGGAGUCGGCCACUUCCACCGUUGCCGCGACCGGAGCCGCUGCCCCCAUCUCCAGCUUGACCGAGCGACCCAAGACCGCCGAGUCGGCCACCGUCGCCCCCGCCGCCGCCGAGCCCGUUGCCGCUGCAGUCCCCUCGGAGAGCGAUGCCGCCCACACCAAGCGCCCGUACGAGAAGCCCAUCUUCUCCAACGACGAGGUGAAGCCGCACAAGAUCGCCAAGACCGAGGAGGAAAAGGCAGCUGCCAGCGCCGCGGCCGAGAAGCAGAUCCUGACUGGUGCUGGGCCCGCCUCCACUGCCGCUUACACUGCUCCCGAGCCCGUGCCUGUCCCUGAGACCAAGAAGGUCGAGGAAAAGCCCACCGAGAAGCAGGUCGAGAAGCAGCCCACUCUGAUCCAGCCCCCUGCUACUCAGGCGCCCAUCCCCAAGACUUCCACAGCGACCGACAAGCAGCCCGCCUCACCUGACGCGGUCGCCGCUGCCAACGCUGCCAUCAACACCUCCAAGACUGACAAGUCUGCCGCGCAGGCUCCGGUCGUCGCCGACGAGCCCAAGAAGCCCGAGGCUGCUUUCAAGCGCGGCGAGGAGCCCGCCACCGAGGCACCCAAGACGGAGGCCAAGGAGUCUGCUCAAGAACCCGCCAAGGCGAACGAGGAGACCAAGGCCGACCAAGCUACUGAGCAGCAGCAACCCGAGAAGAAGAAGGGUGGUUUCUUUGGCUGGUUGAAGCGGAAGUUCAAGUAG